CUCUCUGGCUUUCAUUUGCUCUCUCUUUCUCUCUGUUCAGUUCAUUUCUUGUCUCCAAUGGAGUUGGGUAGCAUUGUGGAGUUUCUUGAGAACAAGAGCAUUUUAGUCACCGGGGCUACUGGCUUUCUAGCAAAGAUUUUUGUAGAGAGGAUACUCAGGACUCAGCCAAAUGUGAAGAAGCUCUUUCUUCUUCUAAGAGCAGGAGAUACCAAGUCGGCCACCCAACGUCUGCAUAAUGAGGUGAUAGGGAAGGAGUUGUUUAGGGUUUUAAGGGAGAAACGGGCUUCAAAUUUCAACUCUUUUGUAUCCAAAAAACUGACUCCGGUUCCUGGUGAUAUCUCUUGCGAUAACUUGGGGGUGACAGACUCUAACUUGAGGGAAGAGAUGUGGAGAGAAGUUGACAUAGUUGUUAAUUUAGCUGCAACUACCAACUUUGAUGAAAGGUAUGAUGUUGCAUUGGGAAUCAAUACAUUGGGAGCUAGGCAUGUCCUGGACUUUGCGAAGAAGUGUGUGAAAAUAAAGAUGCUUCUCCAUGUAUCAACCGCUUAUGUGGCUGGAGAACAGUCUGGGCUCAUACUUGAGCAACCAUUCCAAAUGGGUGAGACCCUCAAUGGGACCUUUGGUCUAGACAUUGAAGAAGAAAAAAGGGUUAUGGAGGAAAGACUAGAUGAGCUCCAAUCAGAGGGAGCUACUCGAGAAGCUGUCACAUUGGCCAUGAAGGAUUUGGGCAUCCAAAGGGCAAAGAUGCAUGGAUGGCCAAAUACCUAUGUAUUUACAAAGGCAAUGGGUGAGAUGCUGUUAGGGCACUUGAAAGAAAAUCUUCCCCUUGUUAUUCUUCGCCCUACCAUCAUUAGCAGUACUUACAAAGAACCCUUCCCAGGUUGGGUUGAAGGAAUCAGAACCAUUGAUAGCUUUGCGGUUGGUUAUGGGAAAGGGCAAUUGACAUUCUUCCUCGGAGAUAUCGAGUCCAUUAUUGAUGUGAUACCAGCUGACAUGGUGGUGAAUUCCAUGAUUGUGGCCAUGGCGGCUCAUGCAAAUCAGCCUUGUGAGGUCAUUUAUCAAGUGGGGUCGUCCGUAACGAACCCUGUGAGAUACAGUAGUCUUCAUGAUUUCGGCCUCCGUUACUUCACCAAGAACCCAUGGAUUAACAAGGAUGGAAAGGCUGUUAAGGUUGGCAAAGUAACAGUGUUGAGCACCAUGGAUAGCUUCCACAGAUACAUGGCCCUCCGCUACUUGUUACUGUUAAAGGGAUUACAGUUUGUGAACACUGCAUUUUGUCAAUAUUUUCGCGGCACGUACACUGACCUCAACCGCAGGAUCAAGUUCUUGUUGCGGUUGAUAGAGCUCUACAAGCCGUACUUGUUCUUUAAGGGAGUUUUCGAUGACAUGAACACAGAAAAGCUGAGAAUGGCAGUGAGGGCGAGUGGUGCAGAGGCAGACUUGUUUUACUUCGAUCCUAAGUGCAUUGAUUGGGAAGACUACUUCAUGAACAUUCACAUUCCCGGGGCCGUAAAAUAUGUGUUCAAAUGAUCAUAGCUCGAGAGGAUUAUACAAUAAUGCCUGUUCAGUACAAAGAGUUUGCACUUGAAGGCAGUAUAAGUAUGUAUGGCUGCCGGCUAAACCUUCAUCAAGCUUAUUCAUUAUAAUUUCUGUCCUUGUCUAGCUAAUAAAUUUGUAUUGCUUAUAAUUUCAUGUUCUUGUCUAGCUAAUAAAGAAUUGUGGGAAUCAAGUCUAUGAAAAUAGCUCAUGAUGAGAGGAGGAUGUUAGGGUUGUAACGUGGUCAAAGUUAUUGUCAUGACAAACACCCAAUUCGUUAUUAAUACUAAUAAAAUUUCACAAUAUAGUUAUUAUGUUGCUUAAAA
Vitis riparia (riverbank grape) is the source of this 1862-nucleotide messenger RNA. RefSeq names its product fatty acyl-CoA reductase 3-like. The transcript is spliced from 10 exons. Gene Ontology annotation, cellular component: intracellular membrane-bounded organelle. Gene Ontology annotation, biological process: suberin biosynthetic process; long-chain fatty-acyl-CoA metabolic process. The record is from RefSeq and is a predicted model, not a curated record. Gene Ontology annotation, molecular function: alcohol-forming very long-chain fatty acyl-CoA reductase (NADP+) activity. NCBI's taxonomy places the organism in Eukaryota, Viridiplantae, Streptophyta, Magnoliopsida, Vitales, Vitaceae. Bases 58 to 1530 code for a protein of 490 amino acids.